CAGGGCCCGCCUUCUCUGGGCCAUAUAAAGGAUCCUGGGUUGGAGGCACCCGCAGCACCUUUCCACCUCUGACACCCUCCUCUCCUAACAGCCAGCUGCUCGCACUCACCUUCCUCCUCGGCACCAUGACCUCCUGCAGCCGCCAGUUCACCUCCUCCAGCUCCAAGGGCUCCUGUGGCUUCGGAGGCGGCUCCAGUCGCAUCUCCUCCGUCCUGGCCGGAGGCUCCUGCCGCGCCCCCAGCACCUGCGGGGGCCUGUCUUUCUCCUCCUCGCGCCUCUCCUCCGGGGGGGCCUGCGGGCUGGGGGGCGGCUACGGCGGUGGCUUCAGCAGCAGCAGCAGCUUUGGGGGAGCCCUGGGUAGCGGCUUUGGCGGAGGAUAUGGUGCUGGCUUUGGUGCUGGCUAUGGUGCUGGCUUCGGCGGUGGCUUUGGUGCUGGUUUUGGUGGCGGCGAUGGCGGCCUCCUCUCUGGCAACGAGAAGGUGACCAUGCAGAACCUCAACGACCGCCUGGCCUCCUACCUGGACAAGGUGCGUGCCCUGGAGGAGGCCAACGCCGACCUGGAGGGGAAGAUUCGAGACUGGUAUCAGAGGCAGCGGCCCACGGAGACUAAAGACUACAGCCCCUACUUCAGGACCAUUGAGGACCUGAGGAACAAGAUCAUUGCUGCCACCAUUGAGAAUGCGCAGCCCGUCUUGCAGAUCGACAAUGCCAGGCUGGCGGCCGAUGACUUCAGGACCAAGUAUGAGCAUGAGCUGGCCCUGCGUCAGAGUGUGGAGGCCGACAUCAAUGGGCUGCGCCGGGUGCUGGACGAGCUGACUCUGGCCAGAACUGACCUGGAGAUGCAGAUCGAAAGCCUGAAGGAGGAGCUGGCCUACUUGAGGAAGAACCACGAGGAGGAGAUGCUCGCCCUGCGGGGCCAGACUGGUGGAGACGUCAACGUGGAGAUGGACGCUGCGCCUGGUGUGGACCUGAGCCGCAUCCUGAAUGAGAUGCGUGACCAAUAUGAGCAGAUGGCGGAGAAGAACCGCAGAGACGCUGAGGCCUGGUUCCUGAGCAAGACCGAGGAGCUCAACAAAGAGGUGGCAUCUAACAGCGAACUGGUGCAGAGCAGCCGCAGUGAGGUGACGGAGCUCCGGAGGGUGUUCCAGGGCCUAGAGAUCGAGCUGCAGUCCCAGCUCAGCAUGAAAGCAUCCCUGGAGAGCAGCCUGGAGGAGACCAAAGGCCGCUACUGCAUGCAGCUGGCCCAGAUCCAGGGGCUGAUCGGCAGCGUGGAGGAGCAGCUGGCCCAGCUGCGCUGCGAGAUGGAGCAGCAGAGCCAGGAGUACCAGAUUCUCCUGGACGUGAAGACACGGCUGGAGCAGGAGAUCGCCACCUACCGACGCCUGCUGGAGGGCGAGGAUGCCCACCUCUCCUCCCAGCACACAUCCGGCCAAUCCUAUUCCUCCCGCGAUGUUUUCACCUCCUCCUCCUCCUCCUCGUCCUCCGCUGGCCGCCAGACCCGGCCCAUCCUCAAGGAGCAAGGUUCAUCCAGCUUCAGCCAGGGACAGAGCGCCAAGCACUGAGCCACUUCUCCCAGAGCCUCCGUCCUGCCUGCAGGCCUCACCUCCUGAAGGUCCCAGUCGGGACCCUGCUCAGGCGCAGCUCCCAGCUAUCUCCCCUCCCUCUCCGCUGGUGGUGGGCUAAUAAAGCUGACUUUCUGGUUGAUGCAAA
Carlito syrichta (Philippine tarsier) is the source of this 1710-nucleotide messenger RNA. It is a transcript of the gene KRT16, whose product is annotated as keratin 16. Lineage: Eukaryota; Metazoa; Chordata; Mammalia; Primates; Tarsiidae. The record is from RefSeq and is a predicted model, not a curated record. Gene Ontology annotation, cellular component: keratin filament. The transcript is spliced from 8 exons. Bases 126 to 1562 code for a protein of 478 amino acids. Gene Ontology annotation, molecular function: structural molecule activity.